Messenger RNA from Peronospora matthiolae, 543 nucleotides. Lineage: Eukaryota; Oomycota; Peronosporomycetes; Peronosporales; Peronosporaceae. The record is from the annotation of a GenBank genome assembly.
AUGGGCAACAGCCUCUCCAUGUGCGGCUUGGGCGCCUCUAACAGCGACUACGACGUGCAGCGGCAUCACCAAUGUAAAGACUUUGCCCGACCAGUUGACCGGUCGGUACUGCGUAAGCGCAAACACUCUUUAUCCACUGCAACGGACAUGUCUGUGGCCUCCAUCCUCUCAAACUCGGAGCAGCUCAUUCCUGACGCGUUCAUGCCAAUGGACAUUCAGGUUCUAUCUCAACGUCGACAACGGCAGUAUCACCACCAUUAUAACGACUCGACUGGCUCGCGCUCGUCGUACAGCCUCAACUACAGCAGCAGUAGCAAGGCUUCGUCCCGAGUCAGCAACUUGUCGUCUCGAGGCGUCGGUCUGGUGCACGUGGUGCGCAAUAAAACUGCUGCAGAGGAGUCAAUUCCAAGCAGUGUGAGCAACAAGUACACCGUCGGGAUCAAGACGGCGUCUUCUAGUUUCGGCUACAGUGAUGACGAGGGCGACCCGGCCGCUGUGUCCAGUCGACGCGGAGACAGACCGUUGGGUCGGAGCUUUGAGUGA